This is a messenger RNA of Microbotryum saponariae, 523 nucleotides long. The record is from the annotation of a GenBank genome assembly. NCBI's taxonomy places the organism in Eukaryota, Fungi, Basidiomycota, Microbotryomycetes, Microbotryales, Microbotryaceae.
AUGACCAAAGGAAUUGUCCGCCUCCUCAAAAAGUCAAAGCCCGACGCUGACUACUCGGACCUCAAGUACUACCGCCCGAUCACGCUUCGCGAGUGCUCGUACAAGUUGAUGACCAAGGUCCUCGUAGCAAGGCUGAACAAAGUGCUGCCAUCCGUUCUUCCCCUUUCACAACAUGGUUUCAUGCCUGGUCGAAAGGCCUCAGACGCGGGAAGUCACUUGUCCCUGCUCCUUGAACAAAUUCGAUCCCUUGACCUUGCUGACUCGGCUCUCCUAUCGCUUGAUCAGGAAAGCGCAUAUGACCUAGUUGAUCAUGACUGGAUCAUGAGCGUCUUUCGAGCGAUGGGAGCGCCAGAACGUUUCCUUGGCCUUCUCAACGUUAUCUACAGAUCGGUGUCACUUCGUUACAUCAUCAAUGGAUACCUCACGGAGGCUGUGCGCAUGCUGUGCGGGCUGGGGCAAGGAGAUCCCGUGAGUUGUCCCAUCUGGAACGUGUGCUUUCAGCCCUACCUCGAUGCCCUAGUGA